CAGAGAGAGCCACGGCCACAGAUACAAAACUCAAUUCAACACAUAGGUAAGCAAAUAGUAUUAUGAAGCUGUCCAGCCAUUUUAAACACAACUUCUGACUGAACUACAUUUAAGGUUAAUUGACUAAAUGUUUAUUUAAAUCGUAUAGUAAGCUCAACAACAGCAUCUCUCACUCUCCUUAUCUCUAUCUCUCUUUCUAUAUCUAUGGGUAUCUCUACAUACCUUCACGUCUCUCUCUAUUUCGUUUUUCUCCCUCUAUCUAUUUUCACUGUUCUCUCCCCGCUCUCUCUUUAUUUCUCCUUUUUUCCCUCUUCAUACCUAUUUUACGUUCCUCAGUUCACUCUGUCACUUUUUCUCUACGUGUAUUAUAAUUUGAAUGUAAUCUGUUUGACAUAUUUUUUGAUACAAAAAGACACAUAACAGUUAUUUUAUAGGAAAAUUAAAUUAACAAAAGAAAAACAAUAGAAAGAAAAAUUAAUGGCCGACAACAAAUAAAUUUAACAAUGAAAAAAAAAAUCUUUAUAUAUAUAAGAGUUUAAUUUCGAUAUUUAAAAAUGAAGAUCACAUUGUUAACUCGGAAAAAUGUGCAUUUUAAUUUCUUUGUUGUUUUGAUUAAUUUUCCCUGAAUUAAAUGAACGAUUUUUUAAAGAGAAUAUUUAUUGAAUGUUCUUAAAUGUCACAUUAUUUCUAGCACACAGAGAGACUCACAAUGAGAAAUAAACAUGUGCCUUUCAUUUUAUUUCUCAUAUUUAUCAGUCUUCCAGUGGUGAGAAGUGGUAAGUCGGAAUGUAUUUAAAUGAUAACGUAUGUGUAAAACAUGGCAUGAGACCUGUUUUUAACAAAGCAAUGGCGUAAACAAACAAAACUGUAUAAAAAAAUUAAUUUUAAAAUACACUUAAAAUAUCUGUUUAUGAGUAGAUUUUAAAAUGACUUUUUCAAAAAAUAAUGUUUUUUUUUUCGUCAAAAAACAUACGGUUACUUUUGUAUUAGCUGUUAUAAGGAUGAUGGAAUAAAACACUACUCAAUAUAAGGAUAAUUGAAAAAAAAACACAUUUUUCAUUGUAGGGAUAGGGGGAAAACAACACUAUUCAAUAAAAGCGAAAUGGAAAAGUAUUAAAUAACGCAAAAAAAAAAAGCUAAUUAAAAAUAUAUUUGUAGAGGUUUCUUUAUAAAAUAUAAUUUUAUUACAUAGAAUAACUGUCACAGAGACUUAUGACUUGUAAUUUAUAGAGUAUGGAACUUGGUAAGAGGGACUAAUUAGAGAUGAGGAUCUAGAGUACAGGAGAAAAUAUUGGUGUAUUAUGCUUGGUGGCCGAGCGGUCUAAACUGUUUCAAACUAAAUAGUUGGUGGUCUGGAGAUCAAUCCCCACCAAAGGCAACGUCACAGCACUGUGGGUGGAUGGGACUCGUAAGCCUUGGACGGCAACCCAUCUAAGAGAAGGCAAUCUCUGAAUUUAAACUAGGAGCCAGAAUGAUCAACAAAUUGAUCGUGGGCCCCUCUAAUAUAAGAAGAAAAUAGAGUCAUGGCGGUUAUUAUAAUACCAUGUUAUUAAUAGUAUGAUAUAAGAUAAUGAAUAGAUUGUGACUGUGACGUUAUCAAGUGGAGAAUAUUUAUUCUAAGUGUUCUUUAAGAUCGGUACAAGUAUUAUCUAUUUGUGAUUAUUAUUGUAAUUGCGUAUAUUAUAAAGUAUAGUCACUAUAUUUCAUUGCAAUAUACGACGCCUCUGUUGAUGAUAGAUAGUAACUAAAUUGUGGUAGACUGUGUGAUUAUAGACAAGGAAAUAACCCAGUUAUGUUACAUUUAGUAUAUUACAUUAUUAUACGUAAUAAUCACAUCAUUUCUUUGCACUUAACAAUAAUAUCAAACGGAUAAUAAAGCGUGGACUUUUUAUUCAGGAUGAAAGCUAUGAUUAUUUAUUUGGAAAUAUAGAUUGAAUGUAGUUUAAUUCAUUUCAAAAGAUAUAACAAUCUCCUAAACUUUUAAAUUGCAUUAAAAUGACUCUAGUUUCAUAUAAUACUUUUUCAGAAUGCACUGAGCCAGGGGCUAUUUUCUCUGAAGGCACGUGUUUCCUGUACGAUGCUAGACAGCUUUCUUACUCGGAUUCAAAUGUAAUUACGCUGAAAAAUUGGUAUAUUGUCUGCCUGUUCUGGUCAAGUUUAUUAGAUGGUAGGACAUUACAUAAAACUCUAAGGGUAUUAUGGUAUAAACCAUUCUAGGUGCCCUUCAGAUGCACAACUGAAAAGCUAUAUGACGUCACGAUAUUCUGGGCUGUCAAUGAGUCUUUUUAAGAAUGAGAAGAAAGAGUUAGUGUUGUCUGCCUGAAUGCGGAUGCGACACUAAGCGUAUAAAUAGUAUAAACGGAGGUGCUACUUAAGAAUGUAGUAAUGUGCAUUGCAGCCUGGCCCCAGAGACCUUAGAGCAUCUGUUGACUGAAUGUCCCGCACUAGAUCUCCCGGGGGAAGCCAGGGCGGUUGGAGGAUCCUUUGUGAUGGAAAUGUUGUAUGGCUCAGCUCAACAGAUUGAGUUGAUAGCUAAUUUACUAGCCGGGGUCAUAAGAGAGUAAUCUCAGACCUUCACCAGAAUAUGUGCGUUAGUUAGUAGUGUGCAGGUGGUCAGCAGCGGAUUGGGGAGAGCGAUUUAAUCUACCGCUGAAUGUCUAAGUGUUACGACAGCUAAUGUUAGUUUUGUUGCCAGAGAUCCCACUAGUAAAAUUGGUUAUUUGGUUAAAACUGUUAGCGGAACCAACAUUACCGAUGGGAGUACCUAUCAGAUGAAAGUGUCUUGAAAUAAAAGUAAAUAUUUAAUAAGUGCAAAUGACUUUGUGUCAAGUGCUUUGCAGCUUUGUACACAGUGAGUUUUAAAUAUGAUAGCCUAGACUUCGAAAACAUAGAAAUGCAAUUUAAUUAUUGACCUAUACCUUCUUUUGUGUUUUACUGAUGAUGGUGUAAUACACUUAUAAGUUAUAAACAUAUAUUUUUAAAUGCUUUUAGAUGCAUAAGAAUUGAGUAAAACAAAGUAAGGUCAAACCUGAAAAAAAGUAACGCAACAAAACAAGUAACGUGUCAGCAGAAAACCUGCAUCAGUGAACAAAUAACAGAAAAAAAUUAUUUAAUUACCACAAGUCAUGGACUUUAGGUCUUUAUUCGCAGCCAGAGCCUAGACCCGCCCCUUCACGUCAUGGCCAAUCACAGAGGUUUAACAUCUCCUAUUCUUUUCUCUUUUUGAUAUGUAAUCUCUCACCUACUUAUUUUCUGUCACAAUUCUUUUGCUGCCCUCUCAGAAACUUUUUCUGAGCUAAGUGCUAUUUUAAAUAUAUAUAUAUAUUCUGGUUUUCUGAUGUUUGUUCACAGACACAGGGUUCCUGCCGAAACGUUCGUUGUUUGUUGCGUUCUUUUUUUUUUUCUUCCAGUUUUAACUUACUUUCUUUUACGCAUUUCCAUUUUUGUUAACUUGAUUGCAGUCGCUUCCUGUAUUACACAUUAAAUGCAAAGCUGGCUGACUGUUCGCUUCUAACUCUUGAGAAUUGAAUUUUUAUGUGAUUUGGUUGGUGUAUUUGUUAUCUCCCUUUUUAAAAAAAUAAUUUUGUUGACUACCGCAGGAACAAGUUAUUAAAUUAAGAAAGAAAAUGAUAAUUUCAAUGUAAAAUACAUCUAUUCCAGGAUGAAUGCAAAUCAAAAGGUGGAGUUCUGGCCAAAGUAAAGUCAAAGACUCAGUUACUUGACGUAACCGUUCAGGCACAACUAAGUAAGUUACAUAGUUUAGGUAAAUAAAUAUUCUUCUGCCUGCUUCUACCUGAUAAAACUCAUAAUGAGGAAGAACUCUUGAUCUAUCGGAUAGUGUUAUACAAAAUGUUUGACAAGGAUUUAGUCGAAACGUUAAGUCUGAUAAACAUUUAAGGUUAUCUUAAUGCAGUUGUUGCAUCACUUGUAUUUAAAGGUAUUUAUACUGAAGUCCUCACCUUUGUUUGCUUUCAAAGUAGGCUGGUCGACAGCAUUAGGAACGGAUGGCUAAUCCUAUUCAUUUUCAGUCGGGCAUUAUUGUUCCCGAUCCAAAAAUGCUUACAAUUAUUCAAAGUUGGUCUUUGCUGGUAUAAACUAAACCAUUUGACCUGCCCGUGGAAGAGAUUUUGGCUCAAGACUUUUAAUCAGAGCUCCUGUCUGAUAUUGAAUAGGUUUGGAAUAUAAUCAAUGUCAAUUAUCAUCUAAUUUAUUUCAUAGUACAUCUUUGUGGUCUUACUAUCUGGGCUUUUUUUGUACACAUUUAAACUGUCAUUUGAAUUUUUUGUCUCUUUCAUUUUCUCUGUCGCUGUUUCUUUCCUUUUCAAAAAAAAAAAAGAUGUCCAUUAAUUUUAUCUGCAAGCUUUGACGGGACAAGUGAUCAGUCAUGUGUAUGUCCAGCUUCCUUAUUCAUUAUCUUCCUACAUGUAACAUAAUAAUUAUUAUGUUGAUUUACUUUCUUACUAAAAUGAGACUACAAUUUAUUCAAUUCAACUUUCUUCCUAUAAGGUUUUAGUUGUCUGUUGACAAAUAUCAACAAUAUUGCAAUUUAUAUUCGUGAAAUGUGCAUGUCUAUUUGUUUUAAUUUAAAAGUUAAGUUUGUUAGUCUUUGAUAGCUAUUCCAUUUUAGUUAAACUUAUUCAACCCUUUCUCCCAAGCAUUGAAGUCUCAAUAUGACCUUGGUUAUUCAUCACCUACUUUAUAAUGUUCCAAAAAAAUUUCAAGAUUGAGCAUACAAAAAAUUGUAGGAUUAAAUAUAUAUUUUCCAAACAUUAAGUAGCACAGCAUAUUAAGGAAUAUGUUUCUCUCUAUCUCUCUCUUUCUCUCUCUCUCUCUCUGUCUCUCUCUGUCUCCCUCUCUGUGUUGUUGACGAUAUUGAAAAUGUUUUCUCAGCCCUUACAACAAAGCCAGAAAAACGUCCAAACAAAAGUAUUUCCCUCUAGAGACAGCGCCCCCUCCCUUCCCACUCCUCAAAACUUUAAGUUUUUAACCUCUUCUAUUGCACAGUGAAGAAAUAUAAUUUUUAAGAGACAAGAAAACAUUCGAGUUAAAUCUUAGAUCAGUUCUCUAUAGUCCCUCUACCCACCCAAACCCCACCCCGAACCCUGUUGCGCAUUUAAUGCGACUUCUAGUUACUUUUUUUUCCGUGACAAAGUUUUCUUGUAUGUAUUGACUUUGCAGAUAGUACCAUGUGGAUCGGUGCCAACGACCUGGCUUCACAGCAAGACUUCGUGUGGCAAGAAGACAAUACAGCUGCCCCUGAGUUAUCAUUGUUUUGGGCUGAGUAUCAACCAGAAUUGCAAGGCUGUGUGUAUAUCUAUGUGAAGACGAGAACCCAAAUUGAAGCUUAUACUUCUGAAUGUACUCAGCAAUCUCCCUUUCUUUGCAUGCAGAAAGGUACUUCGUUUAAAUUCAAUGUGACUUUGGUCAAAUGGUCAAAUUGCCAAGUAAUUUAAAGAAUGAAACUAGCUCGGCAUGACGCUUGCAUAAGACAAUUAAACAUUUGUUUUCCAUCAUUGGUUUAAACCAGUUGUAUUAUCAAACAAAUGUAUCCAAUUUAUAAACAAAAUGCAUUCAUUAAUAAUGUUACCGUUGGACAUGUUAUUUACCUUACAAUACAAGUUAAAACAAAGAAAUUAAGCAAGUUCACAUCACAUGGGCAUACAGCUUUUAUCUAUUAUUAAAUGCCCUCUUGUUGCUAGCAAACAAUGCAAAAUAAGUUAAACCAAAUAAAAAAAAAAAACAACAACCAAAAAAAAACAUAAAUAUUUCUAAAACCAUGAUGUUUCAUUUUCAUAUUAAUUUAUUUUGCAGCUUUCUUAACUGGCGAAUACAUCUUACCGUUAUGAUACAAAUCACUAAUCUGACAUUUAAAAACAAUUUUAGUGUGAAAAUUUAAAUGAGUUAAUCUUCGCCCAAGAUGGAAGAGAAGUAAAGUACGUUUCAGCAAAUCAUAUUCCAAUAAAGCUUAACAACUUAAAAAAAAAAAACUUGACAGCUCUGACCACAACUCCAGUUACGAAUCUGAUGACAUCUACACACACAAGUCUAAUGACUUCUACAGACCAAAGUCUAAUGACUUCUACAGACCAAAGUCUAAUGACUUCUACAGACCAAAGUCUAAUGACUUCUACAGACCAAAGUCUAAUGACUUCUACAGAUCAAAGUCUAAUGUUUUCUACAGACCAAAGUCUAAUGACUUCUACAGACCAAAGUCUAAUGACUUCUACAGACCAAAGUCUAAUGACUUCUACAGACCAAACUCUAAUGACUUCUACAGAUCAAAGUCUAAUUACUUUUACAGAUCAAAGUCUAAUGUUUUCUACAGACCAAAGUCUAAUGACUUCUACAGACCAAAGUCUAAUGACUUCUACAGACCAAAGUCUAAUGACUUCUACAGACCAAAGUCUAAUGACUUCUACAGACCAAAGUCUGAUGCAUUUCAUUUAAAUGCCCUUUUACAUCGGUUUAUUGAAUAUAUUGUCAAAGUUUAUGUAAAGAAUAAAAAAAUACACCUCGGUUUUAAAUGAAACAGAGUCACAGCAUUGCCUCUAUUCUCAGUAUAUAAAUGGUUCAUUAACAAACGAAUUAAUGCCAAAUCCACAAGAUUCAAUGUUAAUCUUGGACAUAUUUUUCCAGUACAAUGCAAUUUAAAAAGAUGGAAUUUAUCACAAAGACAUCAUAUGGAAUAAAACAACAUUUAUAAUAAAACACCUACUUGUUGCUAGCAAGCAAUGCAAAUUAUGAUAGAACAAGUUUGAAAAAAAUCAUCAGUGUAACAUAAAAUAUUUCUGAUCACAUAAAAUUUACUUAUUUUCUCUAGAAUGAUGGUUUUGUUUACUGAUGUAUAUCUCUUAACUUUGUAUUAUAAAACCUAUGUUAAUCAUUUUUUAAAAAAAAAUUCCGUUGUCUAAAUGUAAAUGAGAUGAUCUACAUCCAAGAUAGAAGAGAAGUUGGAUACGUUCAGAAAGAUUCCUUUCAAAUUAAGCAUACUUUUUUUUUUGUCGAAAUAACAGAUCUGAUGACAACUCAAGGUACGACUCUGGUGAUUUCUACAGACCAAAGUCUGAUGAAUUCUACAGAUCCUACGAUUUCCAGUACAUCUCAAACAACAUCCACUGUCAACACGACUACCAAAACUACCGCCAGCGCCAUCUUAUCUUCCACUUUAAAUGCAAAAGUUCCCAUAAAAACGUUGAUGAAGUGUGGCUCAAAUUGUAUCGAGUUUAAUUUUGUAGUGAUUUUAAAUCUCUGCGUGUUAAAAUAUAUCAUUUAAAACAAAACAUUUGAUCUUUUUAGAAAUUUAUUAAUUUUAAUGAAAAAAAUUAAAUGAGCAAAACAACAAAAUUGGAAAACCUGUAAAAAAUGUAAGCAACAAAGCAACGAUCGUGCAGAAAGCCUUAUUAAGCAUACGAACAUUAAAAACAAAAGAAAAUAAACACUUAGAUGAAAUGUAGUGACACAGAGACAAGCAAGGGGGCAGUGACAGAACAUUAGUAGUUGAGUGAUUACAUUCAUUCAGAAUGCUAGGGAAGAGACGAACAUUUACUCCGCUGCAAUCGGUCGAAACGAGUAUGGGCGGAAAAAAGGUUGACCAAAUGUAGGAGAACAUGAAAUUCAUGCCAUUUGGUGCCAAGAUUCCAAAAGUUUGGAUCAGCCUCUUUUACAAAUUCACCAGCAUCGGUGUGUUUGUACAAGACACUAUAACAGUUAUACUUCAUAAAGUAAGACAUAAGUGUGGUCAUUUUUGCUAACGUUUUUAUGUGAACGAACACUGACUUUCCUUAGCAAUAUUUUGGGGUGCCCGAUCUCACCUACUUACGCGUACGCAUAAUUUAUUCUUUUGCUACCUCGUCUUUGUAGCUUUUCUCCUAAUGUGAUUUGCUCAUUUCAAUUUUUCGAAAUCUGAAUUGCUGUCUCCGCACCAAAUUAACAAUCCAUGAAAGGCCUUAGGUUUUUUUUUCGGAAAGAAUUUUAAAAAGUUUCUAUAAAUUAAUGGAAUAAAAUUGAUUUAUUUAUAUUUAUCCAAUGAAGCGGUUCUCAGCCUGUUGUUUCGCGAACAUUUUGGGGGUCGAAUGACCCUUUCAAAUGGGAAAACGCAUAUCCUCUACACUUAUGAAGUAGCGACGUAAAUAAUUUUAUGCUUGGGGGUCGCUACAACAUGUCACCUCAAAUAAAUAUUUUUUAAAAUUAAUUAAAUUAAGAUUUUUUCUGAAUUAGACAUUUUUAGAGAUUAAUAAAAGUGAAGUCACCAUAUUUUGACCCCUCCCCUUCCACAGUCACAAAGUGUCGCAUAUUCUCGACCCACCCCCUCUGAGCGUGACGUAAUUUACCAACGACCCCUAAAUGUGAACAGUUACUUAUAAAAUAGUUUUAAAUAGAUAAUUAUCAAUGAUAGAACCUUGAUAAGCUUCUACAAGGGAAAAAACGGUAGAGUCCAUUUUGACCCCACUCUCUACUAUAAAGAAAUAAAUCAUGUUACAUUCAAGAUUGAAAUAAUGUAUCUAAUAACUCACGGAAAUGGACACUUUUGUGAAAUGCAUUUUAAAAAUUACAUUUUGUUAAUACAUUUUUAAUGUGCAUGGUUUUGAACUUUAAAAAUGGAAUAUCUCAAAACAAGAAAUCUGUGACCCUGCCAGUUUUUCCCUUGUGUUAUUCAUAUAAUAUGCAUAUGUAGUUUUUCGUUGUUUUUAAAUAUAACAUAUUAUUUUUUUUAAUUUAGCUGAAAGUUAGGUUCAUACAAUUUUAUAAUAAAAUAUAUUUAUUCAUAAAAAAAUAAACACAUUUGAAAUCUAAAUUAACUAAACCUACUAAUGACAAAUAUAAAAAAAAUACUCGAAAUUAUUCCUUUUUGUUUUAGUGUUAAAUAAUUGUAUUUAUUCCUUCGUGUAAGAUUUAUGCAGUUCCCUUGUGUACAUGUAUAUUUUCAUUAAAUUCCUUUUUUUUUUAAAUUUCGAAUGUACGUCCACCAGAUGCGUUCCUUAAUGUAAAAACAGACAUU
Lymnaea stagnalis (great pond snail) is the source of this 8998-nucleotide messenger RNA. The record is from the annotation of a GenBank genome assembly. Lineage: Eukaryota; Metazoa; Mollusca; Gastropoda; Lymnaeidae.